Molecule: messenger RNA, 1275 nt
Organism: Cercospora beticola
Lineage: Eukaryota; Fungi; Ascomycota; Dothideomycetes; Mycosphaerellales; Mycosphaerellaceae
Biological process (GO): transmembrane transport
Cellular component (GO): membrane
Molecular function (GO): transmembrane transporter activity
Source: RefSeq, a predicted model, not a curated record
AUGCCAGACAUGAUGUCGGGACAACGAUGGCGAAGCUCCCAUGUUUUUAUUCUUGUGACAUGUGGUCUCGCGAUAUUCACCGAUGUCUUCUUCUAUGGCCUGUUGCCACCAAUACUCCCGAGCAUCCUUCGAGAUAGGCUCCACGUUCAAGCAGACAAGGUGCAGCUAUGGACAAGUUUAUUGCCUGCCAUUUACAGCAUUGCAAUUGUCGUCAGCUCUCCACUGGCGGGCUAUUACUCCGACGCUAUCGGCCGAAGGAAGCCACUGUUCAUGGCUGCUCUCCUCAGCCAAUUUGCGGGCAUCAGCCUUAUAACUGCUGGCAACUCCCUUGCUCUUUGGAUCGCAGGAUUAAUUGUGACAGGCCUGUCGUCGGGGGUUGUAUGGACGUCCAGUCUAGCGAUAGCUAUUGAUGCUACUGCGCAGGAGAAUCUGAGCGAAAAACUUGGAUUCGUCAACAUCAGUCUCAGCUGUGGCCUAUUCCUGGGGACAGUCUUAGGAGGAGUCGUGUAUUACAGCGGCGGCUAUUACUCCGUAUGGGCAAUGUGCUACGCCUUGCUGGUCAUUGAUGCGAUCUUGCGAUUACUGCUGAUCGAGCCGCGAGACUCAAAGUCAUCCCCUCCCACAACCGACGGCCCAGACAAUCCGAUCGUGACCAAUCCAGAAGACAGAUCCAGCCAGCCAGACUCUGAAAGGAGCACUCGCGCCAGCGCUGGUGCUAUGGACAUCACCAAGAUUUACGGCGAUGAUUGUGGUUACAAUUCUGGACGCCACGCUGCUCACGUCGUUGGCUUGACUUACAUGGCACUGGUGGCCCCAGUCUUCCUUGGGCCUUUGGUUGGCAGGUGGGCCGACCGUUCUGGAGCGCGUGUCGUGCUGAGCACAACGCUGUUCUUAUCAAUUGUUCCUCUGGUCUGUUUGAGAUUCGUUGAUCACGACGGGACCAGCCAGAAAGCCCUGAUAUGCAUACUGCUCUUCCUUGUUGGCUUGCUGAGCGCUGGCAGAUUGGGUAUCUAUUCUGCUGAGGUUGACCGCGCUGUCACUUCCUACUCAAGGAAGCGGCCUGACUCAGUAGACCGCGAGAAGGGUCUUGCACAGGCGCAGGGAGUCUGGACGGCCGCCUAUUCUACUGGUUGUGCUUUAGGUCCGAUCUUCGGGGGACUAAUCCUCGGCCAUGCCGGCUGGUCGACUGAAACUUGGGCGGUGGCAGUGCUCAGUGCUGCUGCUGGAACCAUCGUCGUGAUUAUGGCCAGUGGGCAGCCACGAUCGACCGAUUGA